UUUGUACGGUUUAUUGUUUUGUAGUGUUUAGUGAUUUGUAUAGUGUUAUUAAAUCAUAUUGAACACGAUGAUGCUUAUUAUUUGUAUUUCUUUUAUCGUUUUAAGAUCAACUCCAGCAUUUUCUAAUCCUACCGGGUGUCCAUCGACAUCGUUCAAUCCAGCCGGUGACGAGCAAAUCGAUCACACCCACUUCUUGUUUAACGACAUUAGCAGUCUGUAUCUAAGCAAAAGGUUUUCGGAUGUUUAUGUAGUUGUAGAUAAUGAAGAGUUCGACGCCCAUCGUGUUGUGUUAGCCUCACGCAGUGAAUACUUCAGUAAGUUACUGUUUGGAGAACAUAUAGAAUCACGUGAAACGAAGGUACCAAUAAAAGAAGGAUCAGCAACCUCAGUUAAAGUACUUCUUAAGUACAUUUAUUCUGGUCGAAUAAAUUUAAGUGAUCUUGAGAGUAAUGUUGUUUUGGAAUUAUUAAUUCUUUCGAAUGUAUAUCAAUUUUCAAACUUACAAUUUUCACUGACCGAGUAUUUGCUGAGUAACACCGAUGUACACAAUGUAAGUACGUUAUUGGCUGUGGCACUUUACUAUCAAAUCAAAGAACUAGAAAUCGGUUCACUCAAUUUUAUCGACUUCUACGUAUUGGAUGUAUUGCAAUCUGAAGAUUCUCUCUCUUUGACGACCGAAGCAUUUCAACUAAUUCUCAGUCGUGACACGGCUUAUGCUAAUGAAUUAGAUAUAUUCCAUGCGGUUUGUCGCUGGAUUAAAAAGAACCAAGACCAACUGCAACCUGAUGAUAAAACCAACAUUUUAUCUGCCGUCAGAUAUCAGCUUAUGGAUGAAGAAGAACUGUCUGAAGUUAGGCGAUCAGAGCUGGUUUGUUCGGAUACAAUUAUUUUGAAUGUCAUAAAAUCGAGAAAAGAGUCCCUCAUAAGUGCACUUGGUAACUAUCGAGGGAAAUUAGAACCCAAUGUGAAUUUUGCACAAGGAAUUAAACCUUCUAAAAUUAACGGUGGUACCAUGAUCAUGUUGCAUCAUCCAUCGAAUAUUAACUAUAUUGAAAUUAUGUUACGUGAUGAAGUUUUAGGGUCUUACUUGUAUUACACUUAUUUUAUUGAAGUAUCAAUGGAUCAGAACAGUUGGUUACGUGUAAUAAAUCAUUCAAAUUACAAUUGUCGGUUAGUUCAACGUUUGUGGAUUAACCGAAGAUUUGUUCGAUACAUUCGAAUUAUUGGCACCAACAAUACUAUAAAUAAGACUUUUGACAUUUUGAAAGUCAUGUACAAUACAGACAAAAUGCACUUGGUGGAAAUCAAAAACGGAUUAGUGGCUCCAAAGUACAAUGUUGCUUUAGCAUCUAUGAGUGCAACUGUAAUUGAAGGAAAGUCAUGGAAUUUGAGAGUCCAAAAAAACAUUCUUUUGGAUGGUGACUAUAAAAAUUACGAUAAGAAUAGGGGAUUUAUGUAUCAUAUCCUAGAAAAGGAGUUUUUAGAGGUUCAACUCUCCCAGCCGUAUGUGCUUAGUUCAAUGAGGCUGCUGCUUUGGGAUUGCGAUAGCCGAACCUCCUACGGUUACACUGUUGAAACUUCGGUCGAUUAUAAAGACUGGUACAUGAUUGUAGAUAAAUCUAACGAGUCGGCACGAUCGUGGCAGUUGUUGAAAUUUGAUCCCAGGAUAAUAGUAUACAUACGAAUUACUGGCGUUCGCUGUUCAAUAAAGAAUGAGAUAUACUUUAAAUGUGUACAUUUGGAGGCACCUGCUCAAGUAUCGCUAGAUUCCAACGUCGCGCCUCUCCAACCAAAACGGCGGCUGUUCAUAUCACGGCUUUUGGGUCGUAGUAAAAACCACGGUUCGUCCGAAGGAUGACUUCUAUAUGGAACAAAUAGGGUUUUUUUUACAUAUUUUAUUACUGGUUACUGUCAUUUUUUUAAUACUUAUUUCAAUAUACAAACCUUGUUUGUGAUAUAA
This is a messenger RNA of Adelges cooleyi (spruce gall adelgid), 1960 nucleotides long. RefSeq names its product BTB/POZ domain-containing protein 9-like. The transcript is spliced from 11 exons. Gene Ontology annotation, biological process: circadian behavior; adult locomotory behavior; modulation of chemical synaptic transmission. The record is from RefSeq and is a predicted model, not a curated record. Lineage: Eukaryota; Metazoa; Arthropoda; Insecta; Hemiptera; Adelgidae. The coding region runs from base 68 to 1858 and encodes 596 amino acids. Gene Ontology annotation, molecular function: protein binding.